Molecule: messenger RNA, 986 nt
Organism: Acomys russatus (golden spiny mouse)
Lineage: Eukaryota; Metazoa; Chordata; Mammalia; Rodentia; Muridae
Gene: Trem2
Product: triggering receptor expressed on myeloid cells 2
Exons: 5
Coding region: 160-849 (229 amino acids)
Cellular component (GO): cell surface
Molecular function (GO): signaling receptor activity
Source: RefSeq, a predicted model, not a curated record
UACCCUAGUCCCGACUGUUGCUCAAUCCAGAAGCACAGUUCCUGUGGGCCGAGCCUGACUGAUUUGGUCAUCUCUCUUCUGCACUUCAAGGGAAAGGCAAAAUCUUGCACAAGGGGCCCCAGUGUCUGUCCCCUCCGACUGGCUGAGGAAGGGUGUGCCAUGGAGCCUCUCUACCUGUUUCUCCUGCUGCUGGUCACAGAGUUGUCCCAAGCCCUCAACACCACGGUGCUGCAGGGUGUGGCCGGACAGUCCCUGCGGGUGUCAUGUACCUAUGACACCUUGAAGCACUGGGGUCGACGCAAGGCCUGGUGUCGCCAGCUGGGUGAGGAGGGCCCAUGCCAGCGUGUGGUGAGCACACACAGUGUGUGGGUGCUGGCCUUCCUAAGGAAACGGAACGGGAGUACAGUCAUCACAGAUGACACCCUUGCUGGAACCCUCACCGUCACUCUGAGGAACCUCCAAGCUGGUGACGCGGGCCUCUACCAGUGUCAGAGCCUCCGAGGCCAAGAGGCUGAUGUCCUACAGAAGGUCCUAGUGGAGGUCCUAGCAGACCCUCUAGAUGACCAAGAUGCUGGAGAUCUCUGGGUCCCUGAGGACCCACAGAGUUUUGAGGGUGCCCAAGUGGAACACAGCACUUCCAGGAGCCAGUCCAGAGAGAUCACCUUCCCACCCACUUCCAUACUCCUCCUCCUGGCCUGUGUCCUCUUCAGCAAGCUACUCAUAGCCAGCAUUCUCUGGGCUGUGGCCAGGGGCAGGCAGAAGCAGGGGACAGGUGUGGCCAGCAGGUUGGAUUGUGGCCACGAUGCUGGGCACCAACUUCAGAUCCUGACUGGACCCAGAACUUCGUGAGAGAACUCCAAGUGGGAAGAGAAACCCAGCUGAAGUCCACCCAGGAACCAUCCCAGCUUGCACAUUCUCUCCCUCCCUCUUACCAAGACAUCUGUUUUUGCUCCUUCUGUUUCAGAAGCCACUUCUGCCUAAAGCUU